Mycena citricolor is the source of this 1846-nucleotide messenger RNA. Lineage: Eukaryota; Fungi; Basidiomycota; Agaricomycetes; Agaricales; Mycenaceae. The record is from the annotation of a GenBank genome assembly.
AUGGGUCGCACCGGCGCCACCCAUUCUGAUGCCGCUACCGGGGUGCGUUUAUCCGAUGCGCAUAGCCGUCGGGUGGCUCCCUUUCGAAUCUUUUCUCCACCCACUUGGCCGCCUUACCCCUCCGGCGUCGAUGCGCCUGUGCGCCCGAUGGAAACGAACACGACGACGAGCUUAAGCGUAGGCGGGAUCCAGGAAGAGCUGACCUGGAAUUACGAUACCAAUCUCGUUGCGUUCACGCUCCUCUAUUACGACUAUCUCCUCACGCUCGAAUGGGAAGUAACGCGCUACUGGAGCCCUCGUGCGACGGCACCAAACGUCCUCUUCUUCUUAAAUCGAUACGGAAUGCUGCUCGGCACCGUCCCAGUCGUCAUCCAGUACUUCUGGGCACGGGGCACGCCAGAUCAGAAGCUUGCAAGCGAUCGCUUGGGUGCUGAUACGCCAACGCUGACUGAUGAUAGAUGCGCAACACUGCACUCGUACCACGAGUACUUUGCGGUGGCGAUUCAGAUAAUUGUCGGGGUCAUGCUCAUUUUGCGCACCUACGCACUGUACGAACGCAGCAAGCGCAUCCUAGUGUUGAUGGUCCUGGUCGCGAGUGGCGUGAUCGCAGUGGGUGUGUGGGCAGUUCUGGUUGGACCCAAGCGAGCCACGAACGAAGUGGCCCCGACGCUCGCGCUUGAUGUCGGCUGCACUUCUUCGGUGACGAAAUCUCAGGCUCUCGGACUCGCGGCAGCCUGGGCCGGGAUGGGUGUCUUUGACUGCACCAUAUUCCUGCUGACGCUGUAUCGCGCGUUGAGUCAAAGACGGGUGCAGGGCGUCAGACUCAUGACUGUUCUGCUCAGAGACGGUUCAAUCUAUUUUGGCGUUAUCGUUCUCGUUAAUCUUGCAAACAUUCUCACAUUCAUCCCUUCUGAUAUCCGAUCCUGGUCUGGACUAAUAUCUACAUAUCAUCUAGUCAUUCACCCGCGGUGUGCUGACUACGUUCACGAAUGUGUCAGUCAGCUUUCCUUCAUGCUAUCUAUGCUCAUUGACCUGCUCAGUAUAUCGUCGAUCAUGAUCUCACGUCUAAUGCUGAACCUCCGUGACCCAGCGCUGCAAAGCGUACCCGCUCCUUCAACUAGCCGUUCCACAGCGCUCAGAGCUUCAAGCUCGCAUGGAGCGCCGAUAUUCUCGACCUACGUCAGCGACGUAGUUGCUACCCGCACCUGUUAUGGAGAUGAAAAUGAGGGUGAUAUCGAAUUGGUGCGAAGGUUGUAGACGCUCAUGCACAGGACCGAUCGCAUGGGAUGUACUGUAUCUCCUAUCUGAGACUGGCAUCAAGAAUUCUCUGCGGGACUUCUGCAAAAUUCAAGUCCCGCCAUCGAUGUCGAGGGCCCCAUUUGACAUUUUUUCAAUGUUAGUAUGUAGCAUGAUGUGGCAAGAAUUAAGCCAACGUGUUGCAUGAGGCGCCGCGCUGUCGUCGUUGACAACGACGAGAUGGAAGGUUCGAGUCCCGCAGGGACCCACCUCACCGAGCCGCUUUAGAUUAUUCUGCUGACCUUUUCAGCGCAAUUAAGAGCUUCCGAAAACUCAACGAUCUAAUCAAGGACUAGAAUUCUGUGAACAUCCAGCCUGAAAUCAUGUGAAGUGGAAUCUCGGAAAGCUGUUAUCAGAUAGCAAUUCGGGAUGGCGUCAUUGCUGUUGCGCACAGCUUUCAGGCAGGAUCUCACUAGAUACAGAUUCGACACCAGCAGGCGGCGAUUUCAGGUCUUCGUGGCAAUGAGUCAAAUAUCCCAGAAAGGGUGUUUAUUCUGGAUGCAUUACAGAACACUGAGAGUUUAUAGAUCAGAUUGUCUUAGCCUCUCAC